UAGUAUGACUUUGAACAAAUGGAUAUAUAUUGACGAACCAAAUAAAAUAAUCUCACCCCCAUGAAAUUCAACAGUUAUAAAUCCUCCUCCCUCAAACAUCAACAACCACAGAGAGAAAAAAUGGAAGGGAAGCAAAGUGAAGUUGUGUUGUUUGGAUCGUGGUAUAGCUCAUACUGCACUAGAAUUGUGCUAGCACUCAAAAUCAAAGGCAUAAACUUUGAGUACGUGGAAGAAGAUUUAGCAAACAAGAGCGAGUUGCUCAUCAACUACAAUCCAGUCCAUCAAAAAGUCCCUGUGCUCGUCCAUAAGGGAAACCCAAUUGCUGAGUCCUUUGUCAUUCUUGAAUACAUAGAAGAUCAUUGGAACCACCACCCUAAAAUUCUUCCAGAGGACCCUUAUGAAAGAGCCAAAGUUCGCUUCUGGGCUCAAUUCUAUGACCAAAAGAUAAUGUUAGGCGCCUUGCCCAUCCUCAAGUCAUCUGAAGGAGAAGAGAGGGAGAGAGCUUGUGAGGAGCUAUCGAAACUGAUAAGGGUAUUUGAAGAAGGAAUGAAGAAAGAUUUACCUGGAAAAUUUCCCUUCUAUGAUGGAGAAAACUUGGGACUUGUUGAUAUAGUUGUGGGGCCUAAUGCCUCCAACUAUUUGGCCCUGCGUGAGGUUGUUGGACCUGUAAUUGACUCCAAAAGAAACCCUGACUUUUUCUCAUGGGUGGAUGCUUUGAAAGCCCAUCCUCUCAUUAAGGAAACGCUUCCUCCUCAUCAUAAAAUGGUCCAGAAACUGAAAGAGAAGAUCCCUCAAAAGCCCAAAGAUCACUGAAGGAAUCAUAUAGAUAAAGAUAUAUGUUUGACUAUGUUUACCAGUUCAGUGUGGCAUAUGUUUUAUUUCAUUAGUUUGUAUGUAUGAAGAUCUAAAAGCAUUGUAAUAAUCAUAAAUAAACAGAGUUUGCAGGAAUUUUAUGAUGGAAAA
This is a messenger RNA of Momordica charantia (bitter melon), 963 nucleotides long. Its product is annotated as glutathione S-transferase U10-like. The record is from RefSeq and is a predicted model, not a curated record. Gene Ontology annotation, biological process: glutathione metabolic process. Gene Ontology annotation, cellular component: cytoplasm. Gene Ontology annotation, molecular function: glutathione transferase activity. NCBI's taxonomy places the organism in Eukaryota, Viridiplantae, Streptophyta, Magnoliopsida, Cucurbitales, Cucurbitaceae.